Molecule: messenger RNA, 1089 nt
Organism: Cantharellus anzutake
Lineage: Eukaryota; Fungi; Basidiomycota; Agaricomycetes; Cantharellales; Hydnaceae
Exons: 4
Coding region: 1-1089 (362 amino acids)
Source: RefSeq, a predicted model, not a curated record
AUGUCUGUUUCCAAUCCCAUGUUCACAUUGACCUAUGCUGGUUAUGGUCUAGACAAUGACCAAGCUGGAAUGAAAAAGUUUGCAAGACUUCUCGAAGCCGAAUGGUCAGCACAAGCACAUUCAGAAGCAUUGGAUGCUGUAAAGAAGGAGUUGGACCGAAUCAGCUUGGCGCGAACACUGUCCCACAGCCCUAUCAAUCUUGACAAACAUUUCCAAGCCGCUCAGCAUGUACGGUUGUUGCACAAUGAAUCUCAACAACGCCUACGAGAUCUGACAGCUCAAAUUGGCCUGUCCGAUUUGAAACCUCUCCAAAAUCCGUCUAGCACAGAAAGGGACUAUAUGGAGAAGUACAUCCUGGCCCAAUUCCACAAACAUGCCAUCCUUAUCCGCUUAGCCAAGUACCAGGACAAGAUGAACCCUAUUCAAAGCUCGCAACAGUGUGGAGGACAACUCGUUACAAAAGUUGGCUACUCGAAGAUGGUCUCAGUGUUCAAUAGCGCAAAAGACCGUGCCCAUGUUAUUUCUGACCAGGUCGCGCCCUCCUGGCUCCCGGAUUCUUUGAAGCACACCAAAAUGGACGUCAAAAUACUGCUUAACAUGGAUCCCAGUGAUGAGCAGUGGACAAACAUGUGGGAGAGCCUGUGGGUUUCCAACUGGAACCUGGAUGAGAAACCACCUGCCUUUAUCGUCAAUCAGCAGGUUUGCCAUGGCAUAGUAGCAGUGCUGUCGCUUGCUCGUAUUGAGGAAGAAAAGCUUAGGCUCGCUCGAGAGGAACUCAACGCGUGCACCUGGAUCGUCCAGUCGGUAGACUCCAUGAUUCAGACCACAGACGAUAUUCAUCCUCUUUAUAAAUAUCAAUGGCAACUACGCCUCAAGUUGUUACUCAAGUGCCAUGAUACAAUCGUGAACGGACCAUUUCCUUGCAUCAAUCUGUGGCGUGCAUCGACACACUACCUGCUUGCAAACCUAGAACAUUCAGACCCCCAGGCCAGGUCUGAAGGUGAGUAUCGGAGUGGAUGGGAGAAGGGUAGGAGAGUGACAGAAGGGUGGAGGUGUUGUGAGGAGGAAGAGGAGGAGUGGGAGGAGUAG